AUCAAUUCUGGUUCGAUAUACGUAUACCAGUCGCAGAUUCUAGGCGUGGUCGCCAAUACAACGGCCUACGAAUCACACACACGCCAAUGUCGGCGCUUAGAACUGACCAAUCACACACUCGAGCCCCAGAAGGAUGGCGGCUAUUCCACACUCUCGGUUGCCCCAGGUCAUUCAAUCCACAGCCUAUGAGCUAUUGUUCAACGUUUGGACCUCGAAUGCUUUAUUUAGCCAUGCAUCGAAUCGAUGCGGGCUUCUCAUUAGAGUCCAAUCAAGAUGCUUUGCGCCCUUGGCUCUGCUCGAUCCUGGUGCUUUUACCUGGGACCAUCUUCAGAUCCACAAGCAACAACACUGCAGCAUGCAGUUGCUCGAGGUGCUAUUAUCGGCCGCAUCCUCACUUUGAUUCACUUCCCUAAUGUCGUAGUUUUAUCCGUUCUCCUCACCCUCAAGUGAUAACUUGUCUUUUCAUUCUCUCUUUUGGCUUCUUAUUGUCGCUGUCGGUCGUUGAUUGUGAACAAGCUAUUCUUGUCACAUCCUAUUGUUCACACUCUCUCCUUUGUUCUACUACAUACUAACUGGCUCUUUUUCUGUAUCGUUUGCUUCCAACAACAGACUAUCAUCUAAACAGCCAAGAUUUUGACAUUCUGAAUCUUCAUCCAAACAACGACGAUAUAGUCAUCUGUGGAAAAACAAACACUAGACGAUACAAUUUCCAUUCAAUCGCCAGCCAUACAUGUCUAAACACUAGACACUGUUAGCUUUCCUUCUCAUUUUGCUUCCCUUUCUGUAUUCAAAGACUAGUCUUUACAUCAUGAACAACGAUACUCAUAAUCAAGCCCCGGUACACCCACCGCCGUACUCCGAAGCCCAGCCACGGCGUCGAGAAGAGUGGGAGGAUUGGGAAGAUGACGAGCCUAUCACGCCCAUCGACGCUGGGGAGCAAGUCUUUCCAACUCCGCUGAAUGUGUCCACUCGAAACUCCAAACCCUCAACACGACGUGCAUCAAGAGCCUCUGCUGCAAGAAUUGUCCGGGUCAAAUCACGCCAGAGACAGAAGGUCCAGAAUGCCAAGGCAGGCAUCAAGCUCAUCACGGAUAUGUCAACAUUUCGCCGCCAGAACUACAUGCCAACGCCGGCAGGACGAGCUGGGAAAUUUGUAGAUGCUGCUGCUCUAAAGGCAUUGGAGGGAGAACCAACAUCAGCUUCAGUAGGAAAUUGGAAUUGGUUCAAGAAGAGCAAGGACCAAAGUCCAGCAACUGCUUCGCCGCUGUCAUCAGCCCAGCCAGCUCAAUCAGCACGUACACCAGACAAUAAGCUCUCGCCGGAUGAUAGACCCAUCGUCAUUGGUCUGGCUCUCUCAUCUGAGGAAGCGGGCAACUCUUCCCGGUAUGACGCCGCUCUGACGCCUAUUGAAGCUCCAGCACAACCGUAUUUGCCUCGAAACCCUUCUUCUUCAAACCUAUCUCCAUUUCCAGUUCAGCAGAAGUCAGUGUGGUCACCUGAUACACCCGACACCGUUUCCUCAUUCAGCACCAUUCGAUACGCCUCAAGCAUUUAUUCGCAGUUUCCAUCUCCCGGCACGACAACGGCCACCAAUGUUCCACCCGUGCCUGCGGUUCCAGCAAACUUUAAGAAAUCAGCUCAUCAGAGGCUCAUCAGCUUGGAACUCGGAGGCAGAACCCCCGAUGACUCUGAUGGCGGUACGCCAUGCACACUGUUUGAAGAAGAUGGCACUUCGAGCCCGCACAAACAAGCAAGGGGAAAGACAUCAGCACUGACGCCUGAUAGUGCUGCAUCCAAGUCCCGUGGCUGGUGGGAUCAUCAUGUUGUCACUCCUUUUAUGGAGAACAGACUGACAUUCACUACCAGUCCAAAGGUGUAUACUGACUCACCAAAGACUAUCCGAGGGGAUGAAUGGUGGAACAAGCAGGAGACCAAGCCUCCUCAAGGAGAAUAUCUUACACCGAGCUUGGCUCCUGGCUCAUUUCAAACACCAAUUGUCAAGGAACCGACGCCACGCAGGACACCAUCUCCCCGUUUUGAGCAUACCCAAGAGAGUGAAUCUGGACCUUCAACUGCAAGGGCAUCCCCCGUUCCUGGAACCAUAUCUAUUUCAGAAAAACCACGAAUACUUGUGACCGAAGAAGAAGAAAGUACCGGGGAACAGCUGCCUGCAUACUCGCCUCCCGAGAAGAAGAGCCAGGCUGCUCCAGUAAGGUACAGGGCUGUUUUCCCGCCUGGACACCCACUUCAAAGCCAGUUCCCCCCCUCACCCGGUCCUGUGUCUCCUGGUCUCUCCUCUACCAUGUCAUCCCAACGAGCUGAACAACUAACCGAUAUUCCACUCACUCCGGCCCCGCGAGACAACCUGCGUCUCUCUCAAAUGCCUCUCCCAACACGACCGCUGGGCACAUCUGCACCCCGUGAAUACUCCCAUGGCCAAGCCGAACACGCCACCAAACAAGAGCGCCAGAGAAGACGCAACGAGAAGGAAGAGGCUGUUGCUCGGCGCCUUGGUGGCUUCUGGAGAGGUCGAGGAUGUAUUCCUGAGAGGGGUUGCUUCGGUCGGACUGGACGCGAGGGUCGACAGCGCCGUCGCGUCUGGAUGAUUAUUCUGGGAGUUCUUCUUGCCAUUAUUAUUCUUUCGAUCACUUUAGGCGUUGUUCUGACACGCCCCAAGCAUUCGGACGAAGUGCCAUCAAUCUGGGUCAACUUGACGGAUUUCCCACCCAUGCCAACUGGAGACUUGACAAUCGUUGGACCGGACAAUACCGUCGCGAGGAGUGGAUGUACUGAACCAUCAACCAUGUGGAGUUGUUCUCUACCAAAGGAGCAGCAUGACUCGGUGAAGCCUUACAAGCCUGACCAGCCAACCAUUAUCCUGCAGAUCCAGUGGGACAACAGUACCCGCAAUGAUUGGAAAACUCCCAACGAAGAUCCCCCUUCGUUGAAGGAGCGUCGAGGUAUGGGCGGUGCCGCAUAUGCAGGAGACACUAUCCGAGCACGGGAGGCGCCCGACUUUGAGCCCAGUCCCAGUCCACCCAAAUUCCAGGAGAUGUGGUUUCUGGGAAAUACAACCGACAAUAUCAAAUCCGAUAAAAAGGGUGGCGAGGCGACUCCUUUCUACAUCAGUCUGGUUAAUUCUGUCGAAGAGAGUAGCCGCAAAGAGCUGACCAAAAGGCAAGAAUUGGACGUGAAUGUUAGCCUUCCUGAAGUGCUCCCAUCCCCUGAUCUCAACGAGAAUGGUGCACCCAAACCAGCUGUCCUGCUCCCACAGCCGGUACAGCAGCCAGUGAGGCUCUACGACCGCGGGCUUCCGACCGAGCACUAUGGCUUUUACACCUACUUCAAACGGACCAUCUUCCUUAAGUCGGUAACGGUUCUCAAUGAUACCAAGGAUGGAGACAUCCCCUUAGAUGAGGACGGUGGCUGUCGAGAGACAGAGGCUGAUUUCGUCGCGACAUGGAGCGAGACACGUUUUCUCGUUCAAAUCUGGACACGCACACUGGCUGCCAACACAUCGAAGCUGAUCGAUCCGACUGGGCAAGGCGCCAUCGACGGAUCGCCAGAGCUGAUUCGACCAGGAACAAUGCCGUACCCGGUGACAGUAACGAUGGAUACACAUGGAGGAGACCCAGGGAAAAAGUUUGUCUGGGCCUGGCCUAUCGAUGAUAGACAGAAGAUUGAUGAAGAGAACCCUAAGCUGCUGGCCAACGACAUAGGAGCUGGUGGCACGUGGAUCAACAAAAGGUCUCGAGGAGACGAAAAAUUUGGCGGAUUCGACGGCGGGACCGGAGGAUGUAAAUGCCAAUGGGUGAAUUGGGUGUGAAGAUGUUCACCAUCAACCUAUUAAUUGAUUAAUGAUGGGAUGCAUUUAGAUAUGCAUCUAACAUGAAAGCAUUGGAAAGGGCGUCGUGGAAUAUUCAACCCUGAAGGGUAUUUUAGUUACUAGUUAUCAAAAGAGAUCAGUUAAAUGUACUAGCUCAUCUCUGCUUCUAUUAUAUCUGCUCGAUGUUUAGAAAUGAUAGUCAUGAUUCAACUUAG
Fusarium odoratissimum NRRL 54006 is the source of this 4041-nucleotide messenger RNA. RefSeq lists its product as uncharacterized. The coding region runs from base 809 to 3826 and encodes 1005 amino acids. NCBI's taxonomy places the organism in Eukaryota, Fungi, Ascomycota, Sordariomycetes, Hypocreales, Nectriaceae. The record is from RefSeq and is a predicted model, not a curated record. The transcript has a single exon.